Messenger RNA from Schizosaccharomyces cryophilus OY26, 726 nucleotides. RefSeq names its product amidotransferase. Bases 1 to 726 code for a protein of 241 amino acids. The record is from RefSeq and is a predicted model, not a curated record. The transcript has 2 exons. Lineage: Eukaryota; Fungi; Ascomycota; Schizosaccharomycetes; Schizosaccharomycetales; Schizosaccharomycetaceae. Gene Ontology annotation, cellular component: cytosol; nucleus.
AUGAAGUACAGAUUAGCAAUUUUCAAUGCUGAUUUACCAAUGGCUCCCGUCAGACAUAACUAUGGCGAUUAUGCAGACAUGUUCAAAAACAUGUUUACAAGAGCUGCAGCUUGCUAUGAUUCCUCCAUAGAUUUUUGCUUUUCUACCUAUAACGUUUAUAAAGAAGAUAUCUAUCCUAGUGAAGAAGAGCUUCGCGAACUUGAUGCUAUAGCUAUCACCGGUUCAAAGUUUUGCGCUGGUGACGAUAUUCCUUGGAUUAAAAAGCUUACCGAAUUUAUGAAAAACAUCAUUGACAAUUACCAAAAUAUUAAAGUGCUAGGAAUUUGCUUUGGCCAUCAGAUUAUAGGAAGAGCUUUUGGUUCAUCCGUUGUCGUCAAUCCAAACGGAUGGGAAAUUGCACCUUACGAACUUCAGCUAACGGAAAUUGGAAAAAGGGUUUUCUCUAAAGACUCUCUAAUUAUCAAUCAGAUGCAUAAAGAUAUUGUCUCGGAAGUUCCCAAUGGCUUUGAGUUGUUAGGUAGUACUAAAACAUGUGCAGGUCAAUCCUUUUUAAAAGGACGGCAGGUUCUUUCCUUUCAGGGACAUCCAGAAUUCAGCAAAGAUGUCGACGGCUUGUUUACCGAAGAAGAGUUCAGUGAUGCAGAAAACCGCUUAAAACUGAAUACAGAUACCUCGCUCCUUGAGCUGACAGUUAUAAAAUUCUUAAUGGGAAAUUUGAUUGUGUAG